Lethenteron reissneri (Far Eastern brook lamprey) is the source of this 9197-nucleotide messenger RNA. RefSeq names its product SAM and SH3 domain-containing protein 1-like. Lineage: Eukaryota; Metazoa; Chordata; Hyperoartia; Petromyzontiformes; Petromyzontidae. The record is from RefSeq and is a predicted model, not a curated record. Gene Ontology annotation, molecular function: protein binding.
GGGGAGGGAGGGGUUAGUAAGAGUUGACACAACAGCGGCGGCGGCGGCCGAGUCGCGCUGGAAAACGAAGUUAGUUUAGUUCGGCCCCGGGAGUUUGUGAGUUUCACUCCUUCACUGCUCACCUCGUCAACGCCGGUGGUUGUGUUUUGUUUGUUUUUUUUAAACGAGGGCGCGGACGAGGGUUCGGACUCCAUCAUUCACGGCUCCCUCCCUCUCUCGCCCUCUCUUAAUGGCGAAGGAAACAAAGAGAGCUUAAGGGACGUAGUGUGGCCGGGUGCGGGGAGAGGCUGAGACAGAGAGAGAGAGCCUUGAGGGAGACUGAGAAGACCCAGAGAAGCCUUUGCGGAGACCGUUGGUACUUGCUGCAAGAAGCGGCACUGCGAGGCUGAGAGAGACGAGAGCUGAGAGCAACUUUGGCGUGUGCGUUCAGCUGCCAUCAAAGCGUCAUGAUUCAUCCAACUCUCGCGCGCCGCUCAGAUCGAGAGCUGCCACCGAGCGUCAACUCCACUGCUGGAUUAUCGUCGGCGAGUUCGACAACCAUUAUAUAAACGGGGUGGUAGCUCCUGCAAUCUCUCAUUUACUUGAUACAGCUGUCGUGGCUGUGACGGUUCCACCUGAAGACGGAAGCUUGUGUUGCCUCCGAAACGUCGUGAUUUUUAUUUUAUUUUACUUUUAUUAAUUUUAAUGUUUUACCUACGUGACUUUACCGAAAAAAACCUAAGAAUAUGAGUUCGACAGAGCCUGGACGUUCUCGACUGGGUUGUUAGAGACGACAACAACAAACACAUCGGGCACUCUGCUCAGCGGGGCAUGGUGGACAACGUGGCGAGGUGGAUAACUGUCAGCACGGCGACUGAGAGAGUCGCGGGGUGACUCGAGGAGGAGGAGGAGGUGACGACUCCCUGAGUGGUUGUUGGAGCCUCCAAGAAGAUUUUGAGAUUGUUCUUUGAGGAGGCUGGACGACAGCUCGGGGAGAGGAGAGACGGGGAGAGAGAGACGGGGAGAAUUGCAGCGGAUUUGUGUUUGAGGAGUUGAGAGAGGUCACUGCAGAAGUUGGUGUUGACGGAGAGUUAGGAAGCGAGGGGAGGGAGAGACAAGGGGCAGUGGGAGAGGGUGGACGAGUAAGAAGGUGAGGGUGGAGAGGUCGUGAGGGUGGAGAGUGAGUGACAAGAGGGAGUCUGGGUUGUUUAUUGUGAAGUUGUUGGUCGAAAGUCAAUAGCAAACAAUUAAAUAUUAACUCGCGUUGAUUGUGAUGCUUUGUUGAACUUUACUGGCAGGAGGCAAGCAAUAAUUAAUUGUACGCGGAGUGAUUUUGGUUUACAAAUUAGAUUCGCCUCUUCGCCUCUGGUGACCUACCCCAGGUUUAUUUUUUAUGGGAUUUUUUUUGAGGGUGGCGUUCGUGGCGGGGAGGUGAAGUAAAAGAAGGGCACGAAAUUCCAAUUCCGUGGUUGAGAUUUACAACAAAACACCACCACGUGGGUACUUCCUUGCGCCGAUAGCCUGCGCCAAGUGAUUUCUCGCUGGGCACACAACUCGGCAGGGCUACGAUAUUUUACUCUGAGAGGGAGGUGCGGUGGGGGGAGAGGAAAGAGACGAGGUGAGAAAGAGGUGGGAUUUGGGGGGCGCAGGGGUUGGUGUAUUUUCUUUUUAAUCUCCACUGGAUUUGGUCCAGAAAAUAUCCGGUGUUGAAACCGUGACAGAAAUAUCAGGAUCUGAAUUCCAGACCGGAGGAAUCCGAUGAGCCGCAAAGUAUUUUUUCGAAGUUGUCCAUUAAGACGACGCAGGGACACACGGGACUGAAUAGGUGCAUCAUACGAAGAGGAGGUUGAUACGAAGAGGUGCUUCAUACGAAGAGGUGGUUCUGACGAAGAGGUGCUUCAUACGAAGAGGUGGUUCUGACGAAGAGGUGGUUCUGACGAAGAGGUGGUUCAUACGAAUAGGUUUUAAGACGACCAGAGAGUUGCUUUGGAUUGCGAGGAGAGGGACCGGGGCGAGAGUGGAGAGACGCAGGGGGAGAGGGACUUGAGGAGAGCGAGAAGAACUCAACCGCACAACGAUUCAAGAGAUGAUGGAGGAGGAGGAUGCGGCGGCGGCCGAGAAGGUCGAUACUGGCGAUGAGUCAUCUGCGGCUGUUACGGCUGAACCUGCAACAGAAGGAGCAAGUUCGGAUAGCAAGCAACUCAUGGACGACAUGAUGGGUGUCCUGGACGGCUCAUUGGGCAACAUAGACGACCUGGCGCAGCAGUACGCCGAGUAUUUCAACACCCACUUCGACGACGUCUUCGACCGGAUGGAGGAGCUGCAGAAGAGGCACUCGGUGCUGGAGCUCGCGGAGCUGGAGGAGGACUGCGCCCUGCACGGCUGCCCGGCACCGUUUGAGGAUGCCAGCGACGCGGUGAGCGGGUACUCCACGCCGGAGGUCGCGAGGAGGAGUUCUUUACUGAACGCCAACGUGGAUGACGGUCUCACUGGGAAGUUCGACGGCCGCCGCCGGAGCAAGACGUUCUGGCAGAGCCUGCGCAAGUCACCCAAGGCCUCGGUGCCGAGAGCUGACGGCCACAGCAAAGGAGGAGGAGGAGGAGCGGUGGCGGUGCGCUUCGUGGCGAGCGAAAUCACGAUGUGCGACGAGGACCGCAUCCGCCUCAUGAACAUGGUGAAGGACCGGCAGAUCACCAUCGACGAGGCGCUCGCCAAGCUGGAGGAGUACGAGAGCCGCUACCAGCGUUCGCACAGCCUGGACUCGCCCCGCCCGGCCGCCGAGAGGAGGCCAAGCUGCCCCAGCGAGGACCGCGGCUCCGUGUGCGAGUCAGUGGACCAGUCGGAGGAGGACUCGGAGGGCGAGGGCAAGUUCCGGCGCCUGCACAAGCUCGUGUCGUCCAAGAGGAAGGGCAAGAAGAAGGCCGUAGCAGCAGCAGGUGGCGGCGGCACCGCCAGGAGCGACGACAAGAAGAGGUCCACGUCGCUCUGCGAGGGGAGCCCGGCGCUGGGCGGCCCCCGAGGGCUACGCGACCACCUCCUCCCCCGCCCCUCGUCGCUCGACACGUCCGGGCCGGGCUCCCCCACGGGCCCCGCCAAUCUCGCGCUCUCCCCGCUCCAGCGUGAGCCGAGUCUGUCGUCGCCCCCGCCGCUCCAGCCCCCCACGACGCCGUUGCUCCUUCCCCGGCCUCCUCCGCCCCCCCCGCCUCCUCGCUCCCUCGAGUCAUCCUCCUCCUGCGACUCCUCGCUGGGGAGCCUGCACCCGUGCCGCAGGGCCGACGGCGACGGCAGCGGCGGCGGCGGCGUUCCGUGGGACACGUCGGAGACCAGCAUCUCCACCACGGCCUCCGAGCUCACCGGCGCCUCGUCGCCCUCGGCCGACAGCACUCCGGGGGCGGGCACGGCCGCCGGCGCCGCGCUGUCGCUCGCCGACCUCUCGUACUCCUCGUCGGCCUGCGGCGGCUCCAGCUCGGGAGAAGUCACCCCGCGGAGUCCAGAGAGGCUCCCGCUGGAAUUGCAGCUGCAGCAGCAGCAGCAGCAACGCGACACGGAGCUCUACAGCUUCGUCAAGUCGGGCGCGAUGAAGAAGACGCAGCAGCAGCAGCCGGUGUCGUCGCCAACGCCGCCAUCAUCGGCGUCUCCGAGCCACGCGAGAAACAGCAGCUUCGGAGGAUUCGACCUUCGCAGUCGCCUGGGCAGCAUCUCGUCCGUCGGCUCCGAGGAGACGGAGGAAGCCUCGGGUGCGGGGAAACAUGAGGCGUCCGGAGGAGGAGGAGGAGGAGGGGCGGCUGCCAUGGCGGGCGACGAAGGAGGCGGGAGCUCCUCGCCCCGGCACAGCAGCAGCUCGAGCGGCUUCCUCGGCAAGACGGUGAAGAACGUGAAGAAGACGAUGAGGAAGAAGAUGUCUCGCAUGUACAUCAAGGCCGUCAUGGAGGAGGAGGGUAAUGGGACGGACGACGCGACGGUGCCGGUGCCGUCACCCACAGAGCCGGGCACGGAGCCGGCCACCGUGGAGCGGCCCAAGCUGACGUCCUGCAGCUCCAUGGAGAGCCUACGCAGCUCGCUGAGUGGGCAGACGGUGAGUACCACCGACUCGUCGGCGAGCAACCGCGAGAGCGUGAAGUCCGACGAGGCGGAGGAGGAGGAGGCGGCCUACAACGGGCCCUUCUGCGGGCGCGCUCGCGUCCACACAGACUUCACGCCCAGCCCCUACGACUCCGACUCGCUCAAGCUCAAGGCCGGGGACAUUAUCGAAAUCAUUAGCAAGCCACCCAUGGGCACAUGGAUGGGCAUGCUGGCGAACAAGGUCGGCACCUUCAAGUUCAUCUACGUGGACGUCAUCCUGGAGGAGCCGGAGACGAAGGCGAAGAAGAAGCCGCGGCCCAAGCGCAGCAAGAGCAAGAGGCCCAAGCCUAAGACCGUGCAGGAGCUGCUGGAGAGGAUCGGCCUUCAGGAGCACAUCCCGGCCUUCCUGCUCAAUGGCUACGAAGACCUCAACUCCUUCAAGCUGGUGGAGGAGCGCGACCUGGACGAGCUGCGCAUCACCAACCCCGAGCAGCGCGCCAAGCUGCUCACAGCCGCCGAGCUGCUGCAGGACUACGAUGGAGGGAGCGAGGAGCGUGGCUCCCAGGAGCACCUGGAGCAGCAGCAGGAGCAGCAGCACGGCGACACUCCACGCGACUCGGGCUGCUACGAGAGUUCGGACGCGCUCGAGAACGGGCGCGACCGGCAGAGUCCCGAAGACCCGGCGAUGGACUCAGCGGGCUCCCCCCCCCACCACCACCCCCACCCCCUGCGCCGCUACUGCAGCGUGGAGGACCUCGUCUUCGAGAAGAGCCACCUGCCCGAGAACAUCGUUCGCUCCGUCUACCUCGUCAUCAUCGGUGACGACGCCGGUGGUGCCGAGGACGAGACGGCGGAGGCGGAGGAGGCGGGCGAGCGGGACGGUGGCACCGGCCCGGAGCAGACCACAGCGCGGGACACGGACGAGGCUGACGCAGAGAGACGGAGCGAUGGGGGCAAGGGGGGCCCCCGGGGCCCUGGCUACUCCACGCGGAGACAGCGCAGCAAGCACGAGGGAGCACCCCCAAACCCGCCGGACCAGGCCACGGAGCCCCCCACCGAUUCACCCGCAAGCCAAACUCCCCCGCCGCUAUCUCCAUCUCCUCCUCCUCCGUCCAUGGGCGAAUCGGAGAAACGGACUCAUCCUGAAUCGGAGCGGAGUUCCGAAAUCCGGAUCCCGGACUCCAUUAAGGACGUCGUCCCGGAUGCGGAUGCGGCCACUGACGGUGGUGGUGGCGAUGGCGUAGACGGAACAGAGGUGGUGGUGGCAGCGGAGGAGCGGCGUGCUCGCACGCACGGCGAGGAGCCGGGGCAGCCGAAGCCCGGCAGCGCCGAGGGCAGGACUCGGCGCGAGCGGGCGGCGCUGCACAUUGGCGGAGACGCGCGGCAUGCGACGGCGGCCGGAACCGGAACGCAAACCGGAGUGGCAGCCUCACCGUUUAACCGCAACCGGCGCAGCCUUGCCGGCGAUGGCUCGCAGACGGACUCGACGCCGUGGGGACCGAGGCUGCGAUCGCACGUGGACCCCGACGCCGGCACCGGGGUCGGAGGUCGGAGCGGGCCAGCGCUGCGCAAGGGUCAGCGGUGCCAAGAGGUCAGCCUGGACGCCUGCCUGGAGGCGCGGCUGUUCGCACUGGGCCUGGACCUCACAGCCGAGCCGUACACCGACAAGCGUGGACGAGGGGGCCUGCCUGCGGCGCUCGUGUGGAGACUCGCUGAGGAGGCGAGGGCCACGCCGGCGGAGGUGGCGCCCGCCCUGGAACGAGUGCGGGUUCGACUCCUGAGAGCGGCGAGAGAGAUCCCAAUCGCCGGCGCGACAGAAUCACCGUCGCGUUCGAGGACAUCCGACGGCAACUCAUGACCAGUUCGCUCCUCCCGCGGCGGCCGGGAGGAAGCGGGCUCCUCGGUUGAUUUCGUGAACUCUGGGAAACCUUUGAAGAAUUCCGUUCUGGCCUGACGGAAAAGUUCCUCUCCCCCCCCUCCACCUGUCACACGAAGGCCGUGAGGGGGGCGGCGGGAUGCGGGGGAGUGGACGGACGCUUGCGGGAACGAGACAGAGUGACGGCGCAGAUGCACACGGGGAGCGGGAGAUGGGGCAAUGGUGGUGGGUCUGGAGGACGGGGGAGGGCGGUGUUCCGAGUGGGGGGAGGGGAGGGGGCCUUCUCAUCGACAACCUGUCUACACACACACACGCAUGCACGCACACAUGCUGACGCUCUCUCUCGCACGAGCGUACACACGCGCACAGACACGUGAUACUCUCUCACACACACACACGUACAGUGGCAUUUAACGCACGUAUGCACGCACUCCUGACAGACACGCGCGCGUACUCUCUCUCACACACACUUUCACGCACAAAUAUUCUCAUAAACACACACGAAUGCUCACAUGCACGCACACACACGAUAUCCUCACACACACACAAAAACAAAGAUCCCCCAUAUAGCCUUAACAGACUGUUGGGAACAAGCCGACGCGGCUGCUAAUGAUGGUGUGGUUUGGCCAGCACCACACCCGUCCGCCUUUGUCUCCCCAGUGGGACUAUUUAGACGCUGGACUGCGACUCAUUUGAGGCUGAAUCGACCCAGCGAAGGAUGAUCCAGGACCGGUUCAGAUAUCCGUGGUCGGUGUUGUUGCUCGUGAGCGUGAAUCGAGCUCGGGUUCGCCGGGUUCUUAGCGCAGCGCUGCGCUAAGCCACUACAAAGACAAAGAUCUCCCGCGUAGCCUUAAAGAGACUGUUCGGGCAAGUGCUACCCUGCCGCUCUGAUACACUACGUACGCGCACAAUACGUACGAGUGAAGACUACGUACGCAUGUAUAAAUACUACAUACGCGCGCGAAUACACUACGCACGCGCACACACUACGUGUGCACGCGCACACACUACGUGCGCACGCGAACACACUACGUACGCGCACACACUAUGUUCGCACGCGCAAACACUCCGUGCGCGUGCAGACGCAGCAAGUCCGCGAGCCCAGAAGACUCAAGACACUAUUUCCGCCCGGCUGUCCGAGGGAGCGGGGCGAGCGCCGCACGGCGUUAACAAUGGCGAUUGUCAGUGGCAAUAUGCAAUCCUUGUAGAUAGGCCUUGACUGGAACGGAUCAAGGGGAAUUGGGGGGGAAAACUUGAACUGGGUCGACGCGCGCCCGUAGCACCAGCGUCGAGAUGGUGCGGGGGGGGGGGGGGUGCGCUGGAGCGGCCGUUCACUCCACCCCGCCCCCCUACAAGACACGUGGCACCGCACAGCAAACUCUCUCGUCGUCGUCGACGGGAUGAACAGAUUUUGUUUGGUGCUGCUGCUGCGUUGGCUGGAAGUGCACAGUCAACAACAACAUUCCACGCGUUCCGUGGUCAAUCACAACACCGCUUGUGCGUGUGUGGCCUGUUAAGGGGGAGAAAUAUUCGGUUGGCCGCGGAUCGAGCAAUGCUUCUCGUGGAUGGGCAACGGCUCUUCUUCACAGUACGUCAGUGACGUUGCCUGAAGAAGGUUCAUUGCCCGAAACGUCGCCUACUGCAUACGUUUGUUUCCUUCUAAGGCCACACACACACACACGGACGCACGCGGUGGUCUUGAUGUUGACACGAGAACGCGUCGAGUUAUUUCACGUCGUUGUGUGCCCUGUGUUUGGGCGCAGGACAACGAAUAUUAUUUUGAGGGGUGGCGUGAAAUAUUAUGUUUUUGGGGGGGGGAGGGCCGGGCGUGGGGGCUCAAAUUUUUCUUUCUAAACAAAUGAAAUAAUUUUUUUUCUUUCAAAAAAAUUAACGCCCAAAAUCAAGAGCCACCUCUGCUCUAAGGUUGCCACCGGCUGCUCGCGACGCACAGCGGGUGAAGGCGGAGAGGGCGCCGCGUCAGUGCCCCUGCGUCGGUGAUGACAAAAGGGCUGUGACGAAGCCUCCCUUCCCAAGGAGUCUGGAGCAAAGGCGAAUCAAAGGAUUGGCGUACACAAUCACUCUGCUUCUUGGCUCAGCGUCCUGGUGUUUUACCCCCCCACUCCACCUGCCCACCACCUCCCACCCUCGCCACCACCCCACUGGUUAUGCGAAAAUAUUGAAGCGGCAUUCCCAUGACCUCUGGGUGGUUUUUGCCGGUCCCGGUUCACGACUGGCGUCUGGUGGGUUCUGUUCAGAUUCCAGCCGCUAGCGGUGCUGGGCCAGACCCGGUUUUGUUGUGACUCGCAGUGUGGUGGCGGUGGUGGUGGUGGCAGUGGUGGCGGUUGAACACAGUGUGCAGGAUGACACCAAACAAUCCGUGUGUUCGGCCGGGUCCGCAAUGCGGACAAAGGAGGAAUCGGCGAGCUGAAGUUCACCGGCGUGGAAAACCACUGUACGUGUUAGGAGAGUGAUAAGGGUGAUGACUGACCACCGGUGGAUCGGCGAGUGCUGGAUCAUAACAAUCACCCCGACUCCCACUUCGAAUUCUCUCCGGUACUGCCCUCCACUUUUCCCCCCAGGUCAGGGCAACACGACUCAGACUCGCCCCACCGUCCCCCAGACAGCGCGAGCCCCAGCGCCUGACUAUCAGUAGCCAGGAGGCGUAACACGUUCCCCCAAGCAGAAGUGAACGAGCGUUUUCCGAAACGAGUAGUUUUCGGUGGCGAGUUGCGUCAUCACAUGCACAGCGCAUCUCGCAUCGCCGCAAAAUCCUCAACACACGGAGGCGCGUAUAUAUCUAUAAAAUACAUUGUAUAUAUAGUUUAGUCAAUUAACGAGUGUGGGAGGGAGACAGAAGCACCCGGAGAAAACCCACGCGUGUGAGCGAGGGGACAACGCUGUAUCCCCGCAUUUCGCUGCACCGCCUUUCUCCUGGCGAGCCCAGGGUUACGGCUCAUCCUCGACGCCCCCCUCGCCUCCCCACGGGGGUAGGGAGUUUCACAAUGUCAUCCGUGUGUGAUCCACCUACCUUAGCUGCUGCUGCUGCUGCCUCUCCACACAGUGCACUUGUGCACGUGGUUCAAAACUGACUUUGCAAAUGAAGGCGGGGGGGGGGGGGGGUGGAAAUUAUCACUUCAGAUGUUUUGAUCGCUUCAGAUAUCUCAUCGCUGAAGAUGUUUUUAUCGCUUUAGAAAUGUUAUCAACUAAAAAUAUUUAUGCAACCCGACGGGCGAUCGACCCCCAUCGCAAAACAUGUGCGCGCUCUGCUGGAUUGUUAUGA